CCCGUGCCUACCGGGGCUACCGGGGCCGUGCCCGGGGCUGCCGGGGCUACCGGAGCUCUGCCGGUGGCUACUGUCGGUGUGCCUGCGGCUACCGGGGCUGUACCGGUGCCUACCGGGGCUACCGGGGAUGUCGCCGGGGCUACCGGGGCUCUGCCAGUGGUUACUGUCGGUGUCCCUGCGGUUACCGGGGCUGUCCCGGUGGUUACCGGCGCUGUCCCGGUGGUUACCGGCGCUGUUCCUGUGGUUACCGGCGCUGUCCCGGUGGUUACCGGCGCUGUUCCUGUGGUUACCGGCGGCCGCCGCGUUCAACCUGGACGGGAGCAGCCCGGUGCUCAAGGACGGGGAGCGGGGCAGCCUCUUCGGAGCGGCCGUGGCGCUGCACCGGCAGCUGAGCCCCGAGCCCCGGGCGUGGCUGCUCGUGGGUGCCCCCCAGGCUCGGGCAGUGCCCGGCCAGGCCGCCGAGCGCCCCGGGGCUCUGUUCGCCUGCCCGCUGAGCGCCGAGCCCUCGGACUGCUGGAGGGUCCCCAUCGAUGAGGGAGAGGACCCGAUGCGAGAGAGCAAAGAGAACCAAUGGCUGGGGGUCAGCGUGCAGAGCCAAGGGCCGGGCGGCAAGGUCGUGACCUGCGCGCACCGGUACGAGGUGCGGCACCGCGUGCGGCAGCCGCUGGAGACGCGGGACGUGAUCGGGCGCUGCUUCGUGCUGAGCCAGGACCUGCGCGAGCGGGACGAGCUGGACGGCGGCGAGUGGAAAUUCUGCGAGGGGAGAGCGCCGGGCCACGAACGGUUCGGGUUCUGCCAGCAGGGCCUGGCGGCCGCCUUCAGCCCCGACCGGCGCUACGUGCUGCUCGGGGCACCGGGCACCUACAACUGGAAGGGCUCGCUGCGCGUGGAGCGGCUCCAGCAGAGCUCCCUGGACCUGCUGCUCCCGGACGCCGGCCCGUUCGAAGCGGGGGGGGAGCAGGAGCAGGACCCCUCCCUGAUCCCCGUGCCCGCCAACAGCUACCUCGGGCUGCUCUUUGUGACAAACAUUGAGAGCGCCGCCCCCGACCUGCGGGUGUUCCGGACCCCCGAGCCCGGAGAGAGGGUGCCCGGCGCGGCCGCGGACGUGGGGCACAAUUCCUACCUGGGUUUCUCGGUGGCCGCGGGCCCGGCGCUGACGCGGCCGCACGAGCUCAGUUUCGUGUCGGGCGCGCCGCGGGCGAACCACAGCGGGGCCGUGCUGAUCCUGCGCGCGGACAGCGCGAGCCGCCUGCGGCCCGAGGCCGUGCUGGGCGGGCCCCAGCUCAGCUCCGCCUUCGGCCACGCGGUGGCGCUGCUGGACCUCAACAGCGACGGCUGGACGGACCUGGCCGUGGGCGCCCCCCACUUUUUCGAGCGGCAGGAGGAGCUGGGGGGGGCCGUGUACGUUUACAUCAACCCGGGGGGGCUCUGGGGCAGCGCGACCCCCGAGCGCCUGAGCGGCCCCCGCGGCUCCGCCUUCGGCACCGCGCUCUGCUCGGCCGGGGACCUGGACCGGGACGGCUUCGAGGGUGAGGGGAUCAUCGGGGGGCUGGGGAGGGGGGUUCGGGGCGUUUUCAUUUACCACGGCAGCGCCCUGGGCAUCGUCACCCGCCCGGCGCAGGUGCUGGACGGGGAGGCCGUGGGGGUCUCGGCCUUUGGUUACUCGCUCUCGGGGGGGCUGGACGUGGAUGGGAACCUGUACCCCGACCUGCUGGUGGGCUCUCUGUCGGACACCGUGGUGCUCUACAGGGCGCGGCCGGUGGUUCACGUGGCCCGGGACGUGUCGGUGCUGCCGCCGCUCAUCGACCUCGAGAGCAGCAACUGCCGCGACGGGCCCGGGGUCUGCCUGGAGGUCCGCGCGUGUUUCAGCUUCAGCGAGAGCCCGGGCGGGGACAGCGAGAGCGCGCUGGAGCUGCAGCUGGCGCUGGACGCGGACUCGGAGCGGCGCCUGCGGGGGCAGCAGCCCCGGGGCUCCUUCCUGGAGCGGGGCCCGGCCGAGCCCGAGCACCGGAUCCGGGCCCGCCUGGAGCUGCCGCGGCCGCGGGAGCGGCGCUGCGUGCCCGCCACCUUCCGCCUGCACGACGACAUCCGGGACAAGCUCCGCCCCAUCGCUGUCACCUUGUCCUUCGCCAUCGCGGGGACACCGCGGGGGUGGCACCGGGGGCGCCGGGGGACGGCGCUGCCCCCGCUGAGCCCCGCGCUGAGCCCGCGCCAGCCCAGCACGCUGCGCACCGAGGUGCAUUUCCUGCGCCAGGGCUGCGGCGAUGACCGGAUCUGCCAGAGCCACCUGGAGCUGCGGCCGCGCUUCUGCGCCCGCCUUGGGGACAGCGACUUCCUGGCCCUGCCCACGGACGAGGAUGGCACUGCCAUCUUGGCCGUCAGUGACCAGAAGGACGUGGCCCUGGAGCUGCAGGUGACCAACGAGCCCUCGGACCCCGCGCAGCCGCACAGGGACGGGGACGAUGCCCACCAGGCCCUGCUGGUGGCAUCGCUGCCCCCUGAGCUGCCCUACGCCGCCAUCCGGGCCGAGGAGAGCGCGGACAAGGUUUUGUGCUUGGCCAACCCGAACGGCUCCAGGGUGGAGUGCGAGCUGGGGAACCCCCUCAAACGCGGGGCCCAGGUGCGCUUCUUCCUCAUCCUCAGCACCUCGGGCAUCUCCAUCCACACCACGGAGCUGGAGGUGCUGCUGGAGCUGUCCACGACCAGUGAGCAGCCGGGGCUGGAGCCGGUGGUCGCCCGCGCCCGCGUGGUCAUCGAGCUGCCCCUGGCCGUGACCGGCGUGGCCGUGCCCCCCCGGCUGUUUUUUGGGGGGCAGGUGCUGGGGGAGAGCGCGGUGAAGAGGGAGAGCCAGGUGGGCAGCGCCGUCCGCUUCGAGGUCACGGUGUCCCAGCGGGGGCCGCUGCUCAGGACCCCCGGCUCGGCCGCCCUGACCGUGCAGUGGCCGCUGGAGCUGCCCAACGGGAAGUGGCUCCUGUACCCCCUGAGCCUGGAGCUGGGCACCCCCCCCGUGCCCUGCAGCCCCCCGGCCAACCCCCUGCGCCUCGCCCUGGAGUCGCCAGGCCGGGGGGGCCCCCCUGAGGAGCCCCCGGCCCGCUCGUGGUGGGUGCCCGCGGGGAGGAAGAGGAGGAACGUGACCCUGGACUGUGCCCGGGGCACGGCGCGCUGCCGCCCAUUCCGGUGCCCGCUGCCGUCGCUGGAGCGCUCGGAGCUGCGGGCGCGGGGCCGCCUCUGGAACGGGACCUUCCUGGAGAUGUCGCUGUCCCUGCACCUGGACCCGGGCGUGGCCGUCACCGCUGUCCCCUGGUGGGUGCUGCCGCUGGCGGUGCUGCUGGGGCUGCUGCUGCUGGCUCUGCUCGUGCUGGGGCUCUGGAAGGUGGGUUUUUUCCGGCGGGCGGCGGCGGCCCCGCCCCCGGCCGUGCCGCGGUUCCGGGCCGUGCGCAUCCCGCGGGAGCAGCGGCCCCAGGCCCGCGAGGGCCGCACCGGCGCCAUCCUGCGGCCACAGUGGGCGGCCGGACCCACGGACAGGGACGGACACGGCGCCGCGCCCGGACCCGCCUGACCGACAGCCACGGACGGACGGACACGGCACGGACACACGGACACGGGAUGGACGGGCAGAUGGACACAGCAUGGAUGGACAGAUGGACACGGCUGGACGGACAGGCACGGCACGGAUGGACAGACGGACACAGCACGGACACGGGGAUGGAUGUGGGAUGGUGAGAUGGACACGGCUGGACGGACGGACACGGCACGGGUGGACACGGCAUGGACACGGGGAUGAUGGACAUGGCACAGACAGAUGGACGCAGCUGGACAGACGGACAGCGGCACGGACACGGGGAUGGACACAGCCGGACAGAUGGACAUGGGAUGGACGGGGACAGGGAUGGGGACAGCACCGCGCCCAGACCCAGCUGAUGGACACCCACGGACAGACGGACACGGCUGGACAGAUGGACACAGCACGGACAUGGGGAUGGACAUAGGAGGGACAGGGACGGGCACAGCGCCGCACCCGGACCCACCCGACCGACGCCGACGGACAGACGGACACGGCACGGACAGACAGAUGGACAUGGGGAUGGACGUGGCAUGGGCACAGCACGGACAAAUGGACACAGGGAUGGACAUGGGACAGAUGGACAUGGGACAGAUGGACACAGCGUGGACAGGUGGACACGAGACACGGACGAAUGGACACGGGGAUGGACACAGCUGGACAGAAGGACACAGGAUGGACAGGGACAGGGAUGGGCUGCAGACACCUGGACCCACCUGAGGGACACCUGGGGUGGACAGGGGGUGGACUCAGGACAUGGGACAAGGGACACCGGACACCGGACAGGGGACGUGGGACAAGGAUGGUCCCUGGCUGUGCCCUGGGAAGGCCCCAUGGAGGCCCCGCCAUGUCCUGGAGCCCCCAGGAUGGGCAGUGGCUGGACAGAGCCAGGGCCCCAGGGGUCAGUUCGGCCCUGGGGGUCACUUUGUCCCCACGGGUCACUUUUUGUCCCCAAUAAAAUGCGCU
This is a messenger RNA of Camarhynchus parvulus, 4528 nucleotides long. RefSeq names its product integrin subunit alpha 7 (gene ITGA7). Gene Ontology annotation, molecular function: integrin binding. Gene Ontology annotation, cellular component: external side of plasma membrane; integrin complex. Gene Ontology annotation, biological process: cell adhesion mediated by integrin; cell-cell adhesion; integrin-mediated signaling pathway. The record is from RefSeq and is a predicted model, not a curated record. Lineage: Eukaryota; Metazoa; Chordata; Aves; Passeriformes; Thraupidae.